Fusarium sp. VM40 is the source of this 1080-nucleotide messenger RNA. The record is from the annotation of a GenBank genome assembly. NCBI's taxonomy places the organism in Eukaryota, Fungi, Ascomycota, Sordariomycetes, Hypocreales, Nectriaceae.
AUGCCUAAAAGGUCCAAAUCUCGAAACCCAAAGAAACCGCCAUUAAAAGAAAGAUUUCUUGCCCCAUUUAUUCUCGAGUACGCACGGCGGCAAGUGAGGCGUGGAGAGAAGGCAGGAACGAGGCAGAGACGUCCCCCGGCACUACCAAGUGCUCUGCCAGCAACUGGGUCCAGCUCUACAGCGAGUGUUCCUCCUACUCAAUCUUUUACAUCACCAUAUCUCCUGGGAGGUUUUAUCACGAACACGGCUUUGGAACUGGAACAUGCCCAACUGGGAACCACAGCACAUAACAACCAGACUACGCCGCCACAUACCACCUCACAGAGCGGACUAGAGUAUCCCGGCUUCUUUAACGCCAGUCAUCGUCCGUCUACUGCGGCAACGGCAUCCUUUGGAUCUACAUCAGGAGGCGAUAGCCACGAUACAUUGACCACAUUCACUACCCGAUAUACAGGCCUCGGAGAGCCUAGCCUCGAUAACGAAGGUCUGCUAUUGGAACCAAAUCCAAUUUCCUCCUGGACGCAACUUGGUACUCCAAACGCCCCAUCUACUCAGGAAGAUCUGAACCACGGAUCGUACCAAGACUACUGGCGCUGGUUCAACCCGCUUGACAUGACACCGGCUGAGCUCGGACAACAUAUACAAGAUAUGACUGGAUAUAUCCAGCAGUCUGCUCUACCACCUACCCAAAACUUGGCCCCCGAGAAUGAGAGCUUCGGCGUCAAGGUAACAUACAGAAACAGACACCAAUCUCGCGAAGCAUUACAGUUCAACGACCUGUUACAGCUAAAUUUCAUUCCACAGGCCUUCCUCGCCAAGCUGAGAGAGGAUUCUCAGAGCCCCAUCGACGUUCUCCGUACACCCCCUGGACGUCAAAGAUGGGCUUUUACUCCUGACGGGGACAUGGUCCCCCUCGAAUUCUACCUCUGGGCAAACCUUGAAUACGAAUCGCCAUUUGUUCAUUUCCCGCCCAGCUCGGUUUGUCUAUGGGUAUAUCACGGCACAGGAGCCGCAGAUGAUACCAAGAUAACGUUAGGCCAUUCCUAUUUUACUAUGUUGGAGGAGCAAGCGCCUAGGUAA